Molecule: messenger RNA, 15566 nt
Organism: Saimiri boliviensis boliviensis (Bolivian squirrel monkey)
Lineage: Eukaryota; Metazoa; Chordata; Mammalia; Primates; Cebidae
Gene: STARD9
Product: StAR related lipid transfer domain containing 9
Biological process (GO): microtubule-based movement; spindle assembly
Cellular component (GO): cytoplasm; centriole; nucleus
Molecular function (GO): microtubule motor activity; ATP binding; microtubule binding
Source: RefSeq, a predicted model, not a curated record
CCUGGGUUUGGGGCGGGGGCCGGGGAUGCAGCCGCUGAGCUGAGCUGCCAGACUUGGGUUGUGGCACACAGAUGGCGAACGUGCGGGUCGCCGUGAGGGUCCGGCCCCUCAGCAAGAGGGAGACCAAAGAAGGGGGAAGAAUUAUUGUGGAAGUCGAUGGCAAAGUGGCAAAAAUCAGGAAUUUAAAGGUGGAUAGUCGACCAGAAGGCUUUGGGGACUCCCGGGAGAAGGUUGUAGCAUUUGGCUUCGAUUACUGCUACUGGUCAGUCAACCCAGAGGAUCCCCACUAUGCAUCUCAAGAUGUGGUGUUCCAGGAUUUAGGGAUGGAAGUACUGUCGGGAGUUGCCAAAGGCUAUAACAUAAGCGUUUUCGCUUAUGGACAGACAGGCUCUGGGAAGACAUACACCAUGCUGGGGACCCCAGCCUCUGUUGGGCUGACACCACGGAUAUGUGAGGGUCUCUUCGUCAGGGAGGAAGACUGUGCUUCACUGCCUUCCUCCUGUAGGAUAAAAGUAAGUUUUCUAGAAAUCUAUAAUGAACGAGUGCGGGAUCUGUUGAAGCAAUCUAGUCAAAAAAAAUCCUAUGCCCUGCGGGUCAGGGAGCAUCCAGAGAUGGGCCCAUAUGUACAAGGUUUAUCUCAACAUGUAGUUACCAACUAUAAGCAAGUAAUCCAACUCUUGGAAGAGGGAAUUGCAAACAGAAUCACAGCAGCCACUCAUGUUCAUGAGGCCAGCAGCCGAUCCCAUGCCAUUUUUACUAUCCACUACACGCAGGCAAUCCUGGAGAACAACCUCCCUUCUGAAAUGGCUAGCAAGAUCAACCUUGUGGACCUAGCAGGCAGUGAAAGAGCAGAUCCCAGUUACUGUAAGGACCGGAUUACUGAAGGAGCCAAUAUCAACAAGUCCCUUGUGACUCUGGGAAUUGUCAUCUCCACCUUAGCCCAGAACUCCCAAGUUUUCAGCAGCUGCCAGAGCCUCAACAGCUCAGUCAGCAAUGGUGGUGACAGUGGGAUCCUUAGCUCUCCUUCUGGGAUCAGCAGCGGAGGGGCACCCUCCCGAAGGCCGUUUUUUAUACCAUACCGAGACUCUGUGUUGACCUGGCUGCUGAAGGACAGCCUUGGAGGGAACUCUAAAACCAUCAUGAUUGCCACGGUGUCUCCUGCACACACUAGCUACAGUGAGACCAUGAGCACACUGAGAUAUGCAUCCAGUGCCAAAAACAUUAUCAACAAGCCACAAGUAAAUGAGGAUGCAAAUGUAAAGCUGAUUAGAGAACUCAGAGAAGAGAUUGAAAGACUGAAAACCCUGCUGCUGAGCUUUGAACUGAGAAACUUCACUUCAUUGAAUGAUGAAAAGGAUGAAAACUUGAAGAAGCUGGUUCUCCAAAAUGAAUUGAAGAUAGACCAGCUGACUAAAGACUGGACCCAGAAGUGGAAUGAUUGGCAGGCCCUCAUGGAGCAUUACAGUGUGGACAUCAACAGGAGGAGGGCUGGUGUGGUCAUCGACUCCAGCCUGCCACACUUGAUGGCCUUGGAGGAUGAUGUGCUCAGCACAGGUGUUGUGCUGUAUCAUCUCAAGGAAGGGACAACAAAAAUAGGAAGGAUUGACUCAGAGCAGGAACAGGACAUUGUCCUGCAGGGUCAGUGGAUCGAGAGAGACCACUGCACUAUCACCAGUGCCUGUGGGAUAGUUGUUCUCCGGCCUGCCCGUGGGGCCCGCUGUACAGUCAAUGGCCGGGAGGUCACUGCCUCCUGCCGUCUGACCCAAGGAGCCGUCAUAACCCUGGGGAAGGCACAGAAGUUCCGAUUCAACCACCCAGCAGAGGCUGCUAUCCUGAGGCAGCGAAGGCAGGUUGGAGAGGCUGCUGCUGGUGGUGGCUCCUUGGAAUGGCUGGACUUGGAUGGAGAUCUCACUGCCUCCCCACUGGGUCUCUCUCCUUUGCUUUGGAAGGAAGGGAAAGUACGUGAAGAACAGUGUGACGAGGACCAUCAGCCACCAAGGGAUGGAGAGACAUCCCGCAGUGCCCAGAUUCAGCAGCAGCAGAGCUAUGUGGAGGAUUUGAGGCAACAAAUCCUAGCAGAAGAGAUUAAAGCUGAGAGGGAACUGGAACUUGACCAAGCUUGCAUUAGCCAGCAGAUUAAAGAAAACCAGCAGUGUCUGCUCAGAGAAGAGACCUGGCUGGCCAGCUUGCAGCAGCAGCAGCAAGAAGACCAUGUAGCAGAGAAAGAUCUUGAGGAAUCUGUGGUGCUUGAUGCUUGGCUUCAGACAGAUCAUGAGAUUCAGCCAUCCCCAUUUGUCCAAAGUCAGAAAAGGGUGGUGCAAUUGCAGCUCCUGCGGAGACACACUCUUCUGGCAGCAGAGCAGAAUGUUCGGCAAAAAAAGGUCUCAUUCCAGCUAGAGAGAAUCGUCAAAAAGCAGAGGCUGCUGGAGGCCCAGAAGAGACUGGAGCAGCUCACGACAUUGUGCUGGCUCCAGGAUGACAGCACCCAGGAGCACCCAUACUGGGUUUCCAGCCCUGAUGCCAUAGUCCCAGAGCCUCGAUGUAGAAGCAGAUCGUCAAGUUGCAGUUCUUUGAGCCCCCAAAGGCUCUGCAGCAAGCACGUGCCCCAGCUACAGAGCGUUUUCCUGAGUUUGGAUCCCUCCACCACGUUACCACCUAUGCCUGACCCUACACACCAAACAUCAGAGAAAACAUCAGAAGAGCAUUUGCCGCAGGCUGCUUCCUACUCUCCAAGGGCAGGGCAUCGCCACAAGAACGGCCUGCAUUCCUUAGGCCAUGGGCAGCACUACACAGCUAGAGCAGCCAAGGCCAGGAAGGAAGCCUCAGCUCCAGACACUUGCCUCACCAUGAGAUCCAAGUCUAUUGGCAUCCAGGAAAUGCAGAGAGUGGGUAAGCAGCCCUGUCAGAUGAUGAGCCAGGGCUUAGUAUCUCUGAGGCAAUCAGCUAACGAGCUAAAGCCAAGGGAUGAACCAAAGAUUCUCACCUCUACCACCCAGACCAGAAGGGCAAAGGGACUAGCGGACCCUAGCCACACACAAGCUGGGUGGCAAAAAGAAGGGAACCUUGGGACCCACAAGUCUGCUAUGGGAGCCAGUUGCAGUUCCCCGUAUCCUCAUGGACCCAAGACAACUGCUGGCUGUGGAAAGGCAGUCAAGACUUUUUGGAUAGAAUACAAACCACCUUCUCCUAGCAAGGCAUUAAAAAGGCAUCAGAGGGUUCUGGCAGCUAGGGUCAGAGAUAUUACCAAAAAAUCCUCUCACUUGCCUCUUGGCUGUCCUUUGAAGAGAAAACAAAAUGCAAGGGACCCAGACACCAUGGCCCCACUCACAGAUAUCAGCCCAGUAGAGGAUCAUUCAAGAGAAAAAGACAAUGAUUUAUCUGACACAGAUAGCAACUACUCAGUAGAUUCUCUCUCGUGUGUCUUCGCCAAAGCCCAGAUAGAGCCACUAAAGCGAGAGGACCCUAAGGGGAGGAAGUGGGAUUUCCCAGAGCCAGAGAACUCUGAAAGUGACGAAAGCCAAAUAUCUGAGGACUCACUGGCUGAGAAGAGUACCAAAAGCUUGAAAGACAGGCUAUGGGGCAAUCAUCCCACCAAUAACCAUGGCCACCCUAGGAUCAGAGCUAGAGCUUUUGUGAGGGACUUCACUGCCCCAUCAGACAGUGACCUACUUGCUCAAACUCACAGGAGCUUUUCCUUGGAUAGCCUGAUUGAUGCUGAGGAAGAACUGGGGAAAGAUCAGCUAGAAGAAGCUUUCCCUGGUUCAGCUGACGAGAUACCCACAGAGACUUUUUGGCACCUGGAGAACUCCAAUCUGCCUCUGAUGGACCAAGAGGCAAUAUGCAGGCUUGGUCCCAUCAGCUACAGAACAGGAGCUAGGCCGGAUGCUGUACUGCCAAUGAGCAGCUCGUUUUACCUUGAUCCCCAGUUCCAACCCCAUCAUGCGGAGGCUGAGUCACAGGUAGAGCCAAGCUACUGUGAACAAGCCGACUAUCUCCAUGGCAUGCAGCUUUCAAGAGAGAGCCCACUGAUGUCCAUGGAUUCCUGGUUUUCCUGUGACUCUAAGAUCAACCCCAGCAGCCCCCCAGGAAUAGUGGGUUCUUUAUGUCCAAGUCCUGAUAUGCAGGAAUUUCAGCCCUGUGACGGAGAGAGGCCUGGAUACUGGCUAAAUACUGAGGAACUAAAGCUAUCAGGUGCAGACACAGUUCCACCAGAUAGCUCCAAACUGCACCAAGGCAGUACUGAGCUGCUCUGCGGUGUAAGAGAUGAGCAUACAACCUCUGCUUCUGACAAAUCCAGGCUAUCUCUCUGGGGAAUUCAAAGGCUUGUUCAACCAGGAGCUGAUGGCACCUUUCAGGGCAGAGGUAUCCCUGACAUGACCCAGCAGGGCAGCUCUGAAGCAUCCCACAAUUCUAGUGUAUCAAAUGUGCUGGCUGCCUCUGCCACCACAUUGACUCAUGCAGGCAGCACCCAUGAAAGGGAUUGGUCUGCCCUUCAGCAAAAGUACCUCCUUGAACUUUCUCAUCCUGUUUUGGAGGCCAUAGGGGAGCCCAGGCCAGCUUUCUCCUACCUUGAAGAAGACUCCGGUUCCCUGGCCCAAGCUUCUAGAAAAGGAGGAGAUACUCUAUUCCCAGUUGGCCCUAGGGUAUCUAGCAAUCUGGAUGUCAACAACUUUCCACUCCAUCUGUCCAGAAUCAGGCGUUUGAGAGCAGAGAAAGAACAGGACAGUUUAAAUGCCAAAUUAGAAGGUGUUUCAGAUUUCUUUAAGACUAGUGAGAAAGUGGUGAGUUAUGACGAAACUUAUUCGGCAGACUUGGAAUCAUUGGCUGCUUGUGAAUCUACAGAUGCACAAGUCUUUGCAGCAGAGAACACGAUACCAAAUUCCAUGGCAGAAGCAUGUGAAGUCAAGCAGAACAACUUGGAAGAAUGCCUUCAGAGUUGCAGGAAACCUGGACUGAUGACUUCCUCUGAUGAGUAUUUUUUCCAGAAGAAUGCUUGUCACAGUACUGUCACUACAGCCACCAAAGCAGACCAUUGGCCUCAAGGCUGGGCUUCUCUCAGGAAAAAUAGUGCAGUCCAGCCAAGGCAAUUAAGUUCCAACAGCCACCACCCGCUAGAGGAAGAGAAGAUAGAUUGUCAGGAGAGCUCUGAGGAAGUAGUUAGAAGACACAUAAAUGUUUCCUUUGCCUUUCCUUCAGGUCCAGAGCUAUACCUUCACUCUGCUCCCUGGAAUCCAUUCUUACCUUCCCUGCAGCCCCCUCCCUUGGAAACGUUCUAUGUGACCAAAAGCAGGGAUGCCCUGACAGAAACUGCCUUAGAGAUUCCAACUUGCAGAGAAAUAAGGGUACCUUCUCCACCUCCCAGGGAAGCCUGGGGCUUUGGUCACAACCACCAAGUUCUCCAAAAUGCUUAUUUGAAGAGUAAUUUGCCAGUGCUGUUACAAAACCAGAAUUCUAAGAGUGCCUCAUCUCAGCAGGUCACAGCUGAGAUACCAGUUGAUCUGAAUACCAGGGAAGUCGUCAGAGAAUCAGGUAAAUGCCCUGGAAAUAUUAUAGAUGAAAGCCAUAAUUCCGUUUAUUCUUCUGUUACCCAGGACAGACAUUUUUUCCCUUCCACCAGCACAAAAGUAUGUGAAUUUGAAAAUCAAGUUGGAAUUUUAAGUAAAAAACACACUUUUCCAGCACUUGAGGGAGAAGAGGCCACUGCUCAUUCCUGUUGCAGUGGUUCCUCAGACAGCACUGUGUCUGGGAAACCUCUCGCCCUCUUUUGUGAAUCUGAGGCAGGCGAGGAAGAAAAGCUGGAUCCAAAUACAGUUCUGAGUCAGACCAUCAGUGUAGGCCUUGAGAAAGACAUGCCAGGGGAAAGUGCUGUUUCUUUGAAGUCCAGGUCAGUAUAUCAUAGAGUAAGCAGCCCAGUGAUGGUGGCCCAGGAUGAGAGUCCAACCCCUAAGUGGAAAGGGAAAAAUGAAACUGGGCUUUUUGGAAAAGCUCUUCAUCCCAAAGAUAGCUCAGAGGAGGUUAAGCUUCCAGGUACAAAGCCUGCAUAUGAAAGGUUCCGGUUAGUUACAUGCCCUCAGGAAAGAAACUCCAGUGUAUGCCAGAGCCCUGGAAAGUCAGAAGAAAUGUUAAAUCCCAAAGGAGAACCUUUUGGAAAGAAACAGAAUAAAAGAGUUAAUAAUAUUGAUGAAAUGGCUAGGCUAAUUAGGAGUGUAAUGCAGUUGGAAAAUGGCAUCUUAGAAAUUGAAUCCGAGCAGAGUAAGCAGGUUCAUGCUUCCCACGUACCAGGUGUCAGUAAGGAGUUUGUGUUCCAGGACCAGAAGGAGCAGGAGAAGACUGACCAUGCCCUUAGGCCAGACAGCUCUGGAAAUGCUUUGCCCUCUAAGGAUCAGCUGUCUUCUCCAAGACAGACAGAUGAUACUGUCAUUAGGGAUAGCGAAGCUGGAGAGAUGGAGGUUAACAACGCUGGGAACCAUCCCCAGGUCCAGAAAACCACUGUAAACUCCCUCAGGUCAAGGGAAGGUGUACAAGAGAAUGAACCUGUGAGAGAGCACACCCACCCAGCUGGAUCAGACAGAUCCUCCAGGGACAUUUGUGCUUCUUUAGGGACACACACAACUUUCAGAGAGUUCAGCAACACUUUUCUUCACCCGCAGAGAAUGAAAGCAUUGGCUAGAGCUCUGCCAUUGCAGCCCAGGCUGGAAAGGUCCUCUGAGAAUGAUGGGCAAUUGGUAAAAGCUUCAGCAAGUCUCAAAGGGCAGCCUUGGGGCUUAGGAAGUCUUGAGGAAUUGGAGACUGUGAAAGGUUUUCAGGAAAGCCAAAUUGCUGAACACAUAAGUAGUUCCAAUCAAGAUUGGACCCCAAGAGACCCUGGAAACUGCUCUGUAGCUGGUGGACAUGCUCAGUCAGAGUGGGUACUUAGCAGUGCCUCGCUGAAGGAUGCUGGUCCCCAGGUGCUUGGGUGCCAACCCGUAGGCAACCAAGAGGAACCAAAAGCUCAAGGUAAAGUUGAAGAAAUGCCUGUGCAAAGGGGAGGCAGCCUACAGGAAGAAAAUAAAGUGACUCAGAAACUUCCUAGUCUCAGCAAGCUUUGUAGAGAUACAUUUUUCAGCCACAAAACUGUCAGCCCAUUACUAAGCCAGACAGAAUUCUCUACAGCUCCUACUCACCAAGACCCUAGUAAUACCUUGCCCUUGAAUUAUCCAAGGCUGCCAAGAAGCUGUCUUCAUGCAUCUGAUGCUCUAGGCAUCUCUUCACCUGAUUGUGUGCUGGAUCUCACAGUGUCGAAAACUCACCAUAGUCCCUUGGUAACUGGAGUAGAGCAUCAAGACCAGAGUGCAGAAACCAAAAACCACAGCCCUGAGGGAAAUGUUAGAGGGGGUUCCUCUGAGGCACACACUGCCUGGUGUGGGUCUGUGAGAUCCAUGGCCGUGGUUUCUGAUAGUCAAUCUGGUGUACCAGAGAGCAUUCCUCUGGGGACAGAGGACAGGAUCUCAGCAAGCAGCAGCCCCCAAGACCAAGGAAGGGACCUCAGAAUCACCUUGAUGGGUUUCAGUACCAGUGAAGAUUUUGCUUCUGAAGCCAAGGUGGCUGUACAAAAAGAAAUAGGAGUCAGUUCACUGAACGAGGUCUCUAGACAGCCUGAAAAGAGGGUCAGCUUCUCUUUGGAAGAGGAUAAUGACCAAGGUAGCGAGCAAAGGCAGAAGGCAGAGAAGGAGACUGAAGACCUCAGACUAACCAGCGGUGUUUUCUUACCAUCUGUUUCACUGCCAAGGAUGCCCAAUCCAGAGCUUAGGCUGUUGGAGCCCUUUGAUCAUGCAUCCAUGUGCCUGGCCAUCUUGGAGGAGAUCAGACAGGCAAAGGCCCAGAGAAAGCAGCUUGAUGACUCUGUAGCCAGGGGCACAGUCCUUUCUUACUGUGAAACUUUACUAGAACCUGAAUGUUCUUCAAGCCUUGUGGGCAGGCCUCAGUGUAAACAAACAGACCAGUCAUCAUCAGACUGGACCAGGAAUGAGGGUGAAGCACCGGGAUUUCAUGUGGCAUCUCUGUCUGCUGAACAAGGGCAUCUGUCAACUGAUGCGAGGAAAGACCAGGGCACAUCUCUGUUUGAAGACAGCUUUCAACCUCUGCCUGAUACUGGAACCGACAGAGAGCCAUGGCAUCCUGUGCAGGCUUUCUCCCCUGCUGCCUCUGCUCUAGACAAAAAACAUUGUACCGGAGAACUGAGGCAGUUCGCGGGAGCUGGCGAACAGUUUUUUCAUCACUCUAGUUCUUCUGAAAUCAUAGAGAAAAAGAAAGAUGCAACCAGAACACUUCCCUCUGCUGAUCCUUUGGCACCAGACAGUCUUUAUUUAGCACCUGUGGAGGGGGUCAGGCGGGUAGUGUCAAAGAUGUUAGUGGCUGCCUUAUCUUCUCAGGCCCCUUGUGAUGAUCCUAGAGUAACUCUGCGUGAGCUAAGUCAGUCAGUUCCACAGGAGACUGCAGAGGGCCCUGGAAGUCAGGACAGCAGCCCAGAGCAUCAGGAACCCAGAACUCUAGACACCACAUAUGGAGAAGUUUCAAAUAAUUUGUUAGUGACUACACAGGGAGAAAAAACAGCCGGUUUUGAAAGUCAGUCUGUGAUCUGUGAUGUUCAGAAGUCUACAAGUCCCUCAGGGCCUAAGCAAGACUAUCUCCAAUGCCCUGAGGCUUCCACUGGCUUUGAAGAAGGGAGGGCAAGUCCCAAACAAGAUACUCUUCUGCCUGGAGCUCUGACAAGGCUUGAACUGGAAGCUCCCACACAGCAGUGUGUGAAGUGGAAGGAGAGUGUUGGGUCUGGGUUGAUAGAAGUCUGCAGGACUGGCAGUGAACAUUCCAGGCCGACUCCACUGCCAUAUCAAAGAUCUAGCCCAAGUCCUGAGGGAAUUGGGGAGGGAGCCCCCUGCAGAUACCCAAGAGAAGCCUUAGAUUGCCCAGUCUUCUCAAGGAACACCAAAGGCAGCAGGACUCUCAGCCCAUCUAGAGGAGAAGAGAGCAGAACUCUUCCUUGCCAACAGCCAUCCAGUUCUCAGCCAGUUACUACUCAUGCUGAUUCCUCCCAUUUUUCUACUUUACUGUGUUAUAGAGGUGGAGACUUGGGGAAGGAGCUUUUCAAGGUUGCCCCACAUUUUAUCCACUCACCCUGUGUAGCACCUUCCAGGGCCUUUGAAAUGGAUGAGAGAGGAGAGAUCUCUUCGAGGGGACCUGACGUGCACUUGACACAUGGCCUUGAGCCCAAAGAUGUUAACAGGGAAUUUAGGCCAACAGAGAGCAACACUUGUGAGCCUUCUACUGUGGCUGCUGUCCUAUCUCAAGCUCAAGGCUGCAGCUCCCCUUCUGCCCCUGAUGUGAGGAUAAGUUCCUUCAGCCACUCAGCUACUAAUGGAAGCUUAGGGUUAAUAGGGGUUCCUGAGAAAAAUGUUGCUGAGAAGCAAGCAAGCACAGAACUGGAGACUGCCUCUUUCACUGCUGGCAUGCACUCUGAGCCACUGAGGCAGUUUAGGGACAGCUCUCUAAAUGGCCAGAAUGCACAGGUGUCUCAAACCAAUCCAGAACCACCUGCAACAACUCAGGGACCACACGCCUGGGAUUUAAGUGAAGGGUCUGCUGAGAGUGAGUUGGUGGCAGAGCCACAGCAUGGAUGUUUAGAAAAUACCACCAGAUGUCUUUUAGAAAUGCCACAAUUUCCCACUGAGUCAAGGGAUAACAAUUGCUUGGAUUUCCAAACCAAGUUUGUAGCAAAGUUAAAACAUACCUGCAGCCCCCAGGAUAACAGUCCCUGGGAGAAAGAAGAGCAGCAGAGAGACCAGGCUUCAGGUGGUGGUGAAGGCUUCCCCCAGGGUGUGAAUCCCCUUCCUUCUGAUAAAGGUGGCUCAGCUGGCUGUCAGAUUUUAGAUUCUGGGAGAGAGGAGGUGGCUGUGGCCAAGCCCCUUAUGUCCAAGAUUUUAUCAGAGGGUGUCAAAGACCCAGCCACUGUGCUUUUGAGGCAAAAUGAAACACCACAGCCUGUUGCUCAGAGGCCUGGCCACCUCUGUACUGUUAGGGAGCAGCCAGCCCCCAACCACAGGUGCUCACUUCCUGUGAUUGCAGUCUUCUCUGGCCCCAAACACUCUGAGUCCUCCCCCACACCACAGUUCUCAGUUGUCAGCUCUUAUUCUCUUCAGGAGCUGAACUUGAGUGUGGAGCCUCCUUCCCCUACAGAUGAGGAUACACAGGGGCCUAACAGAUUGUGGAACUCACAUCUCAGGGGCUAUUCCUCAGGAAAGUCAGUGGCAAGAACAUCUCUGCAGGCUGAGGACAGCAAUCAGAAAGGCUCAUCUCACUUGGAUGAUGGCACUGCUGAUCACAAGCCCCCGAAGCCUGCUACCCCUCCUUAUCCAAUGCCUUCCUCUCUCUCAUGCAUGCCAACUCCUGAUUUCAUGACGGGCUUGAUGUCUGGUACUUUGGAACAGGUCCAACAGGGAAAGCCAGAAAAACUGGAUGUACAGAUUAGGCCAGAAAAUUGGUGCUCUCAGAUGGACAAAGGGAAGUUGCACUUUGGCUCCAGUGACAUCAAUCCCUAUGCCCUGUCCCGGCGUCCAGAAGAGCCUGCGCGUAUCAGCUGGAAGCCAUGUGUGUUUGGCAGUGCAGUCGAUGUUUCCUGCAGCCAGAAGCCCCAUAGCCUGACACCAUCAAAUGUGGUCCGGUGUUCCAGCAUGGACAAUGGCCUAGAAGAACAGAACUCCGCCUUCCACUCCCACCUCAGCACUUACGCCAAUACUCAGGACCUGUCAAGCACACACAGCAGCACUGAGAAUGCCCAAGGUUCAAAUGAGGCCUGGGAAAUUUUCUCAGGGACUUCAACUGCCUUAGGAAACCCGCACAUCCUGACUAGCCCUGAAGGAGUAGCCCCCACUUCAGUUCAUGACAGAAGACCCCAGUUCAGGGGCCCUUCUAGUGAAGUAGACUGUCUGAGGAGUAAGCCCCCUGUGGCUGAAGGAGGUGCUGCAGGUCCAGUGGAUGAGAUUAUGCUGCUUUAUCCAUCAGAGGCAGGCUGCCCUGUGGGACAGACCAGGACAAACACAUUCAAACAGGGCACACAGACCCUCAGCAGCAGGCGUCACUGGAGCAGCACUGACGUCUCCUUUGCUCAGCCUGAAGCCAGUGCAGUGUCGGCCUCUGAUCUGGCCUCAUGGGCCAGCAUGCACAAUCUGUCUCUCCACCUCUCACAGCUCCUACACAGUACCUCAGAGCUUCUAGGGAGUCUCUCCCAGCCAGGUGUGGCCAGAAGGGAGCAGAACACCAAGAGGGACGUUCUAGAUGAAGCCCCAAAGGCCCGUAUGAUGGAUGGCUCUACUCAGACCACCGUGGAUGAGGGCAGCCAGACUGACCUCGCCUUAUCCUCCCUGUGCCUCCAGGCUUCAGUGGCCAAACCUCAGGAAGUCAAUGUGAUCCUUGCAGGGCUGGGCUUAGAUACCUCAACCAUGUCUCAAGAAAAGGGAGAUGUGCCAGGGGUACCUCAGAAGAGAGAGGCAGAGGAAACAGCAUGGAAAAUGGCACAGCCCCCAUAUCGUCAGGAAGAAAGCACUCCCUGCAAGCCCCAGAGCCCUCUGAUACCCUCAUCCCACUUGAGGUUUCAGAAAGCCUCCCUUGGACAGCAUCUUCCUUCUGUGAGCCCCUCCGUUUCUGAUGCUUUCCUGCCUCACAGCUCCCAGCCAGAGGAAUCUCCUUGCAUAGCUGUCAGCAGUCCCAGUCCCAGCCCCUCUCAUUCCCCAGGGCUCUUUCCCAGCACUUCCGAAUACCCUGGGCACCCUAGGGUCCAGAAAAAGUUGAGCCCUCCAAGUGCUUUGUUGGUAGACAGGGCCUCUUCCCCAAUCCUCACUCUUAGUGCCAGCACCCAAGACCCGGGUCUUCCCCCAGGCUUUUUGACCCUUUCAGCCCCCUCAGCUCACUCUGUUGAAGACCACCAGAAGCUUGACUCCAGCCCAGACCCUGUUGGUGCCCCAAGGACUCCAGUGGAUAAUUAUUCCCAACCCACUAAUGAGUCAGGUGGCUCCCAGAGGGGUAGAAGUUCAUUACAAAGGAAUGACAGGAGGACCUUCCUUGAGUUGGGCUCCCCGCACAGCCCACAACAGAGUCCAAAAUUCCAAGUUGAUUUCUUAGGGCAGCCACCUCAGCAGCUUCAGCCCAGGACCACUACUGGGGUCCAAAGCAGACUGCUGCCACCACCACUGAGGCAGAGGAGCCAGAUGCUGGCCGAUAGCUUUGUGCCUGAGGAGGUGGCUUCCCCAGAGCAUGGCCCACUGAGCGGUAGGGAGCCAAGUCAGUGGCGGAGCAUGACAGAAAAUGGAGGUGAGGGUUCAGCAUCUCCAGUGGAACUGCAGUGCACUCUGGACCUUUCCUCUUCACGGAGAGGCCUCCAGCACCUCAGUCCCUGCCCUGUCUCUGAGUUGACUACAGGGCUUCAAGGUUCUGCCUUGGGUCUGCCUCAGGCCUGCCAACCUGAGGGGCUGCUGUGCCCCAGUUGCCAGAUGUGCAUGGCCCCUGAGCCCCAGCACCACAGUCUGAGGGACCUCCCAGUGCAUAACAAAUUUAGUAGCUGGUAUGGGGUUCAGAAGGGCUCUCCUGGGAGGUCGAACUUGACUGAAGAGCUGGGGGCCAGCUGUGAUCUCAGCUCUGAAAAGCAGGAACAGAGCCCCCCACAACCUCCUAAUGACAACAGCCAGGAUCCUGAGUGGUCCCAAAGGGAGCAGAUCCCCCUGCAAGUUGGGGCCCAGAACAUCUCACUCAGCAUGGAACUCACAGAAGCAAAACUGCACCACGGCUUUGGGGAGGCAGAUGCCCUGCUCCAGGUACUGCAGAGUGGAACAGGGGAGGUGCUUGCUACUGAUGAACCUGUGAUAUCCACCUGGAAGGAUCUCUGUGUUCGGCAAAAAGAAGCCAUUGAGACCCUCAGGAGAGAGCAGGCUAAGCGACUUCGGAACCUCAACCAGACUCGAAGCCUUAGCCCCCAGAAACAACUGAGCCUCCUGCCCAACAAAGAUCGCCUCAUCCGGGAUCUCGACUUGCCUAGCAGACGCCGAGAAUACUUGCAGCAACUGAGGAAGGAUGUUGUGGAGACCACCAGGAGCCCAGAGUCGGUGUCAAGGUCUGCUCACCCAGCCUUUGACGUAGAGCUGAUGCUGCGAGACUACCAGCAGGCCCGUGAGGAGGCCAAGUUGGAGAUUGCCCGUGCUCAAGACCGACUGCGGGAGCGAACUAAACAAGAGAAGCUGAGAAUCCACCAGCAGAUCAUUUCCCAGCUAUUGAGGGAAGAGGAAAAACUGCAUACCUUGGCCAAUUCCAGUUCCCUGUGCACCAGCUCUAGUGGAAGCCUCUCAUCUGGCAUGACUUCUGGCUAUAAUAGCAGCCCAGCCUUGUCAGGCCAGCUCCAGUCCCCAGAGAAUGUGGGUUGUACAAACUUGACUGAUUCCAGGGAUUCUUGGAUAGGGGAGGAGCGAGGCCAUUCUGCAGUGAGGAACAAUCACCUAUAUUUGGCCAGGUCUGCCUGGAAGAACUCUGCCUACAGCCACAGAGCCUCCCUGGGCAGUUGCUGCUGCUCACCAUGCAGUCCGUCCAGCUUGGGGACCUGCUUUUCCUCCUCUUAUCAGGAUUUGGCCAAGCAUGUUGUGGACACUUCUAUGGCUGAUGUAAUGGCUGCUUGUUCGGAUAAUCUGCACAACCUCUUCAGCUGCCAGGCAACAGCUGGCUGGAACUAUCAGGGUGAGGAGCAGGCGGUGCAGCUUUACUACAAGGUGUUUUCUUCCACUCGGCAUGGCUUCCUGGGGGCAGGUGUGGUGUCCCAGCCACUGUCUCACGUGUGGGCGGCUGUCAGUGACCCCACUCUGUGGCCCCUGUUUUACAAGCCUAUUCAGACAGCAAGGCUGCAUCAGCGAGUGACCAACAGCAUCAACCUGGUGUAUUUGGUGUGUGACACCACCCUGUGUGCACUGAAGCAGCCACGGGAUUUCUGUUGUGUCUGCGUGGAAGCCAAAGAGGUGCCUGCCUUGGUGGGUCACCUGUCAGUCAUGGCAGCCCAGUCUGUGUAUGAUAUAUCCAUGCCAAGACCCAGCAGAAAAAUGGUUCGCGGGGAGAUCCUGCCCAGUGCCUGGAUCUUGCAGCCUGUCACCGUGGAAGGGAGGGAAGUCACCAGAGUCAUCUACUUAGCCCAGGUGGAACUUGGGGCUCCAGGCUUCCCACCUCAGCUCCUGAGCUCUUUCAUCAAACAGCAGCCACUAGUUAUAGCCAGACUGGCUUCUUUCCUUGGUAGCUAGCAUCUCACUGUCAAGAUGGUGCUGCUGGGAUGCAGGCCCAGGCUGCUUAAAAGACACUGUGGCAGCUCCUUGUUACUUUCCGUACCCUGGUGCAGGAAGAGCUGAUGCUACCUGCUGUGGCUGACUGGGGCAGACAGCACUGGCCCAGGGUUGCCAGCAAAGCUCAGUUAGUACUUGAUCACAGUUGGCACCAGUGCAGAGCAAAUGGCCUGAGCUCCUGGCCCUGACUGUCCAGAGUGAAUGCAGCUCAGCUCACCUUUUGGAUUUCUCAUCUUUCUUUACUGUUGCUGGGACUGCAGCAGACAGGCUACUUAAGGACCAGAAUUGGGCACAGCCAGCAGAGCCGGGGGACUACAGUGCUUUGGCAAGAUGCUUCCACAAGCUAGGAGGAAAGCAGGCAGCCAGUGGCCAAGACUCUGCUCUGAAUCUACCUCCAGCAUUCGGCUCCACUGUGUGGUAGGACAUUAAAAAUACCAAAACAAAGAGGAUUCAAAAAAAGCUGCACAAACCAGAACACUGAUUCAGAAUAUUUUCUCCCUCUUGAAUUUUUUGCAAAAUACUUUAUUAUUGAUUUUGUUUUUUCUCCCUUUUCCUCCCAGGAGAAGACAUUUGGGUCUUGGCAUGAGUCAGGGGUGUUGAGUGAUGCUCUGAUAUGAAGCUGUCACUCUAGAGCUGUCAGAUGGAAGACACCGUAGAACCAGGUUGGACAGAUACGGGGUCAGGGUGAGAGGCCGAGGUCUUUGAGGACUGGUUGGAGUGGCAGCCAAAUGCUGGUUUCUGACAAGGCAAGAUGAAUUUCAGAGCUUAAACAUUGUCCUUUGAGGAGGGGAGAGGAGAUGAAUGAACUCCCAGGGGAGGCGAAUGGCUUGUUGAGAGGACGCUCAGUUCCAGAACUUACCUCAGUCAGUUGGGAGAUGUGGAGUCUUUAGCAUUCCAUGAUUUCUCUCUGGCCUCACCUAUCCUAGGAUGGGAUGGGAUGAGAUGGAGAGUGGGUUCAGUUUUCUUGUACUUUAGCCUGGCUGGAUGUGAACCGUGAAUAUUCUGUGUGUUUACUUGGAAGUGGUAGGGUUGGGGAAGAUUCCCAUCUUUAGUUCUGGUGCCCAAAAUCUUUUGAGGAUUCAAAAGAUGUGGUAAAAGAUGUAUUUCUGUAUAGCAUGGCAGAGAUUUAUUUUUCUGAAGUGUUUGCAGGACAUUUUUCCCCCUUACCUCAGAUUAUUUAUAUAUUGUUGAUUGAAGGUUUUUUAAAAUUGCUUUUAAACUUCU